Macrobrachium nipponense is the source of this 1781-nucleotide messenger RNA. RefSeq lists its product as uncharacterized. The transcript is spliced from 5 exons. NCBI's taxonomy places the organism in Eukaryota, Metazoa, Arthropoda, Malacostraca, Decapoda, Palaemonidae. Bases 176 to 1684 code for a protein of 502 amino acids. The record is from RefSeq and is a predicted model, not a curated record.
UACUCUGCCAUCAGCUGAGAGACGAAGUAGGUGCUCUCCACCUCGUUAUUUAUUGUGUUAUUUUACGGUGUCUAAGUGACGUCGCGCGUAUAUUGUCCCAAAUUCGUAAAGUUCGUUAUAUCUGCGUUUCUUCGGCUCUCCAAGAUCAUCGGUUUAACUUAGAAUAACGUCGAACAUGGGGAACGAAAAAAGCUACUACUGUCACUCGUGUCAUCGUCUGUACAGCGACACGACGAGACCACGCAUCUUGAACUGCGGCCAUAGUCUCUGCUGCGAAUGCAUAACUUACAAGAUUGAAACACAGCGCCUCUCAUGUCGAUUAUGCAGCACAAAGUUCAGGGCAACGAGUGUGACAGACAUCCCGGUCAAUUACAGCUUGGAAAACUGCCUCUCUGCCAUCAAGAAGUUGAGAUCUGGCUUGGCCCCGGAGCCACUCAUCACAGAGAAAGACAGUCACAGUGUGCAGGAGUUAAUCGACUAUCAGAAGCAGAGCACCCAGGAUCUCAUUCUUUCCUCCAAGGACUUAGUGGAGGACCUGACAAAGUACCUCAAUUUCUUGCACGAGAACAUGAAUAAGCACAAGGAAAUUAGGAGGAUGAUUCAGAGCAGGGCCCAAUUCCACAUGAAAAUAUCCAAAAGAAUGGACUCACAUCAAUAUGAUGUCAUGGAAGCAAAGAAGAAGCUUGAUGCUCUCACUGAAAAAUUGAGUGGUGGUUUACCCAAGCUGGACAACGCUUAUAGCAAUGAUGACGUUGCUGCUGCUAUGAACUGGGUCACUGACACGUACCGGGAACUUGGCAACUGUGUAGACUCAUACCGAGGGGAUUAUCCUAAAAUUGAAAUGAAUCUGUAUCAGAAGUUGCUGAUGAUGUCCAUGAACGUAUUAUAUAUGGAAGAUUUUGAGUCUGUAAAAGAAGACAUGUGCAUGCACCAAUGUCCCUUCGUUGAUCCCAGCAUUAUGGCUAAGCUCAACAUGUGCAUCAUAGAGGGUUUUGUCACAGUGGACAACUUUAAAUCAAAUGUGGAGACAUGGAAGGAGAGGAUAUGGAAGUUGAUUGCAGCAUCCUGGGAUAAUGGACAAAUGAGGGUGGCAUACCUCAGUAAGGAUGAAGACAAAAUCUACUUGAAUUGCUUGUCAGAAAGCUUUUCAUGUUGUGAGAAGUAUGUAAUAAAGCACAAGGAUAUUCUCACUUGUGUGAAGAGUGACCCAACAGUUGUGUUUUUGGAGUUAGCCUGGGACAACGUAAGAAAAGGAAUAAUUCGCAUUUUAAUCGAAAUGUAUUCCGACACACCCAUGGCCCAGCAUUUCAAGGGACUCUGCACUGGGGAACUAGGACCCACUUUCUUGAAAAAGAAGCUCAACAAUGUUGUUUACCCAAAUAGCGUAACGGAAAGGAUAAUUAGUGGACCUUGCAAGGGUAGCUUUUUCCACGGCGACAUAUCACAGGAUACGCUGGGCUUCAACAGUGCCGUGUACAAACGUCAGGCCAACCAAGGGAUUGUCUGGAUGGACACCAAUCUAUCUUUCUCCAUUCUUACUGGUGUAGGUCGAGGUUGCAUGUAUAAUAACGUCUUUGGACGAGUGACGGAUGGCCUCGACUUGCUCAUAGAUGCUGCUGAAUAUAUCAGGAAAGGACUCGGCAAGGUUGAAAUAUUCAACAGUGGUGUCGUGUUGGAAAUCUAAAACUAGUCUGUUCAGUUUUAUUUUUAUUUUUAUUUUUACUCCACUGUUUGAGACUUAAGGUAAUGUUUUUUAUUUUAUUAAAGAUUUUUAAUUGUAA